UCUUAUUCUAUAUCGUAGAGCAGUUCAAACGAUGAUUUUAAUAUUAAUGAAUUAUUUUAAGCUGCAUAAAAAAAUGUUAAUAAGUUAAGGGGCCCGAACACUAAAAUUUUCAAAAAAUCGAUUUUUUAUUUUUUUGCUAAAUCAAUAGUUUAGACAUCGAAGAACAUGUAUGUAAAGUUUCAAGUAAAAAUUCGAACUCUAAGUAUUUGAAAAGAGCGUCAGACGCUGACGUGUUGCCCGAGCGUUUUUGGGCGUUUCGGAGCGCUGCGCGCGUAUGGUAAAUAUAACCUUAAAUUUAGUGAACACAACGUGCUCUUGUUUUGUUAACAAAAGUUUUGAUUUACGUGUUUUUGAAAGUUAAAAACAUUGUGAUUGUUUAAAUAAUGGAUAAAAGAGGUAAGAGGCACUCUGCUGGAAAGACGACAAAAAGAAGAGACAGAAAGAAAAGGCGAGUUGGUCCUGCAAAUAGAUACGUCGCCGAGACAGCAACAAUUAAUACUAGUACGUCUGAACAGAAGCUCAAUACUUCCUUCGACGAUUUGAAUGUGCCGAUUGAUCAAAGUGUUUCUUAUAGAGUUAUAAAUUUUUUAUCGGUAUUUUCAAAGCUGAGCCAAGUAGUUAAGUGUAAAACAUGUGGGGGAGACGUCGAAUUCACUGAAACUGCUAGCAGAGGGCUGGGUUUCAAUUUAAUAGUGACGUGUAAAAAGUGUCAGCCAACGAAAAUUCCUUCUUGCCCUAUUAUAAAAAACGCCUUCGAAGUCAAUCGUCGGUUUGUAUUUGCUAUGAGGAUGCUUGGUGUCUCACAAGCCGGAGCCGAAAAAUUUUGCGCCUUUAUGGAUCUACCUCGGCCUCUAUUUCCGAAAACGUAUGCCGACUUAACGGAAAUCGUUAGCAGCGCCACAGAAAAGGUAAAAAAUAUGUCAAUAAAAAGUGCAGGUGAUGAAGAAAGACGGAUAACGUUAGAGAAAAACCCAGAUUCAGUCGGACUAACCGUCUCAGGCGAUGGCAGUUGGCGAAAAAGAGGCUUCAGCUCUUUACAUGGCGUGUUAUCCUUAAUAGGAUAUCAUAGUAACAAAGUGCUUGAUUUUACAGUUAAAUCAUCACAUUGUCAUGGGUGCUCUUUGUGGAAAAAUAAAAAAGGUACAGCAGAGUAUGAUUUAUGGUAUGAGGAGCAUAAGGAAACGUGCGACGCGAACCACGUUGGUCCCGCUGGAAAUAUGGAGCCGCUCGCAAUGGUUAAGAUGUUUCAAAGAUCGGAGGAAUUACACGAGGUAAAGUACGAUUGCUAUAUCGGCGAUGGCGAUUCUAAGACGUACAACAAAGUCGUAGAAAAUGUACAGUAUGAUGUGACAAAAAAAGAGUGCGUGAACCAUGUGCAGAAGCGCAUGGGGACCAGGUUACGUAAUUGCAAAAAAACAACAAAAGGCAUUGGAGGUAGGAGUAAGCUUACUGACAAACUUGUUAAGGUUCUUACCCUUUACUACGGGCUCGCUAUAAGGCGCAAUAGUAACUCUUUAGAAGAAACGAAAAAAGACGUAUGGGCAACGUUUUUACAUAAAUCCUCAACCGAUUCUAAGCCAAUGCACGAAAACUGUCCGAAAGGGCCGCAAUCUUGGUGUCAGUGGCAAAAGGCUCGUGCGCUCGGGAAGCUUCAAGAUUUCAAACACGAACCUACACUACCAAAAGAAGUUUUAGACGCUAUCAAGCCUAUAUAUAUACCGAUCUCAGCUGUGAUGAUCUUCUAG
Molecule: messenger RNA, 1745 nt
Organism: Dinoponera quadriceps
Lineage: Eukaryota; Metazoa; Arthropoda; Insecta; Hymenoptera; Formicidae
Exons: 1
Coding region: 384-1745 (453 amino acids)
Source: RefSeq, a predicted model, not a curated record